AUGGCACCUAAAUUCAAGGACGGGGAUACCGUGAUCGCUUUCUCAGCUAAAUGGGUGUCAUGGACUCAUACUGCAGUCGCAUAUGCUGCCUUUAUAAGCGCACUCAUUGUCGGAGUGUCCCUUCAUUAUCAUAAAAUCGUUCAAAAUGAAUACUAUGGUUAUCCAGAUGAAUGGUUCCCCUCGGUUUCCGCGACAAUUGGGGAUCGAUAUCCGGAACGUUCAUUUUUUAUGGUCUUCAUAGCUAUCACUUCUGGCCCUAGAUUUGCACUCGUUGGACUAUGGUACCUCUUAACUGCGCGACCGAAUGCGAAGUUGCCUAAAUUCGUUGCUUUUACCGGUGUUUUCCGUACUCUUACAUGUGGUGGCUGGACUUAUAUUACCUCCACGGACGAUCACGAUUGGCAUGAUAUUUUUAUGAUUUCAUAUCUGGUGGCUACUCUGCCAUGGACUUUAGGAUGUUUAGCUUUGAGCCCGGAUAAUGCGCGAGCCGUCAAAUAUCGAAAAUACCUUGCAGGAUGUUUCUUUGGAACUUUGGUGCCAUUGGUUUAUUUUUUUAUACAACAUAAAGUCCACAGGGUUGCCGGAGCAUACACAACAUACGCUUUCUUUGAAUGGGCUUUGAUUUUGUUUGAUGUGGCUUUCGAUGCUGUUACAGCUCUCGAUUUUGAAACUUUCGAAUUGGUUGUGAAGGAUGUUAAGGGCCAGUCUAAGGGAAAAGAAAAGCAAGUCGAUCAGCUAUUCGCUCAAUCUUUUUCAUGGUCUGAAGCUUUUGAUGCAGCAGCUGAUGUCUAUCAUGGCUUCGUAUUCUGGUCAAUGUUGACUUCUUUGGGCAUAGUCGUCUGGUGUUAUGAAGCUAUGGUUAUGUGCACUGUUUCUCCGUUACUCUUGGGAAUUAGAUCCAUCCGAGCAUUAGUUGUAAAAAACCUUCGGAUAUGUCAUCUCAUAUCCUUGAUUGGAUUAUUCGCAUAUCAGAUCACGAGCCCAGCACCUAGACUUUUCAUUGUUGGGGUCGGCCUCUGGAUGUCAUGUUUAUCCUGGGCAGCUACUUGGUACGCAUCAGCAGGACAGCCAGGUCGCCUUGAAUCAAAGAUCUCAGCUUGGGCUAUUGGUCUCGUCGCAUCAAGUGUUGUUAAGUUUGCAUUCCAUACCAAUAAUCCUAUAUGGCCUACUUCACAUGCUGAAAAUGGUGGCUUAAACGGUUAUGGUCUUAUAAUCGCCAUUCUAGCUGUUUUGCGAUCAACACGGCAAAGUCCGGCUACUGGAGAUCAACUUUCAGUUCAAGGUCGUAAGGAGGGACCAUCACUACUUGCUGGUCUUGGUAUUGGAGGUCUUUUCUUUGCUCUGCAUUCCUUGCUAUCCGAUUCUAGCACGAUGAUCCUUUGGGUCUGGGAAGGAUACCCUAUUCGUGGUCCAAUCUCAGCACCCCAUGGUGCCUGGACAAUUGCCGCAAUGGGAGUUGGUCUCAUUCUAGGAUUAUCCAAUGAAUCUCUGGCUCGUAGCUGGACAUCAUACGGCAUUGGUUGUGUAGGUGCUGCCAUGCUUACCCUAUAUAGUCAUUGGAAAGGCUAUUAUGGUGCUCUGAUUUUGACGGUUUAUCUCAUGGCUGUAUCUGUUCCACUGUUGGGAUCAGCUGCAAGAAAGAGCCCAGCUAAAACGUUUGGAAUUGGUUUCCUCGUAUACAAUAUCAUGGUAUUGUUCCAUGUUUGGGUCGUGGCUUAUGCUUUUGUUCCAGGUGGUCCUCUUGUUAGAGAACAUACAGACUGGGUCAUGACUGUCACGAUGCUACUCAUUGGCUGUGGCGUUUUCGCCACUUUCUCGUCUACUCCCGCAUCACAACGGAAAAGACUCAAUGCUUUGUUAAAUCAACGAAAGCAACGUUUAUACUACCUCUAUGUUAUCGCAGCCCUUCAACUCACAUCUAUUUCGACAGCAUACAUGCGAUUUCCCACGUAUGAUUAUGUUCCUUACCAUAAGGAUGAAAAAAUACUCACCGCAGGUAUUUGGACAAUUCAUUUCAGUCUAGACAAUGAUAUGUGGUCAUCCGAAUAUCGUAUGCGAGAUUUAAUCAAAGAAUUGGAAAUCGACGUUAUUGGACUUCUCGAAUCAGAUCUCCAACGUAUUAUCAUGGGUAACCGUGAUACAACUCAAUUUCUCGCAGAGGAUCUCGGCAUGUACGUUGAUUACGGGCCAGGUCCCAAUAAACAUACUUGGGGUUGUGCACUUCUCUCAAAGUUCCCAAUCCUCAAUUCCACCCAUCAUCUACUUCCCUCACCAGUAGGAGAAUUAGCUCCGGCGAUCGCAGCUACCCUAGACGUAUACGGAAGUCCAGUUGACGUCUUCGUUUUCCACUCAGGCCAAGAAGAAGAUCCGGAAGAUCGAAGACUCCAAUCCGAAUAUUUAGCCGAUCUAAUGGGGGCCUCCACAAACCCUUCGAUCCUCCUCUCUUACCUCGUCACCAAACCCCUCGAAGGAAAUUAUAAUACCUAUGUAUCCGAAAGAUCCGGUAUGCAUGAUAUUGAUCCAAGUGAUUGGGAUAGAUGGUGUGAAUAUAUCCUUUAUAAAGGACUUAGAAGAUCUGCAUAUGCCAGAGUUUCUAGAAGUACAAUCACGGAUACGGAAUUACAAGUUGGUAAAUUCAUAGUUGGGGAGCCAGAGGGAGAAAGUGAGGAAGUGAGGGAUAGGAGGAUUGAUGAGAAGGAGGUGGUGGUGGGGAAAAGAUUUCCCGAGUUGUUUAAGGGGGAUGGAGUUAGGGGCCAUAGGUACCAUGUAUUUGAUGAGCCGAGAUAUUACGGAUAG
Messenger RNA from Sclerotinia sclerotiorum 1980 UF-70, 2796 nucleotides. RefSeq lists its product as hypothetical. Gene Ontology annotation, molecular function: catalytic activity. NCBI's taxonomy places the organism in Eukaryota, Fungi, Ascomycota, Leotiomycetes, Helotiales, Sclerotiniaceae. Gene Ontology annotation, biological process: fungal-type cell wall organization; GPI anchor biosynthetic process. Gene Ontology annotation, cellular component: endoplasmic reticulum. The record is from RefSeq and is a predicted model, not a curated record. The coding region runs from base 1 to 2796 and encodes 931 amino acids. The transcript has 7 exons.